This is a messenger RNA of Clupea harengus (Atlantic herring), 5637 nucleotides long. It is a transcript of the gene bahd1, whose product is annotated as bromo adjacent homology domain containing 1. Gene Ontology annotation, biological process: heterochromatin formation; negative regulation of DNA-templated transcription. NCBI's taxonomy places the organism in Eukaryota, Metazoa, Chordata, Actinopteri, Clupeiformes, Clupeidae. The record is from RefSeq and is a predicted model, not a curated record. Gene Ontology annotation, molecular function: chromatin binding; transcription cis-regulatory region binding. Gene Ontology annotation, cellular component: chromatin silencing complex.
CCUGGUUACGUUGUCUUGUAAUGAGCUUCUGAAUACUUGUGUGGAAACUUUAAUGCGCCGUAAAAGGUAUAUUUAGUUACGUUCACAGUUCUAAAGACAAUUUAUGACUGGCUGCGCCCGUAAGGUAGUCAAUGUGUAGUGGACUAGCGGCAUCUUCUCAGGAGUGAAAGCUGACUAUUUGCAUGUUUGCAGAGAGGACUGUGUUGUUUUGACCAUUUUCUUGGCACGUUGAUCUCCAAGAUCUAAGAUUAUCUUGGUUCACCUUAACGAGCGAUCAGGUUGAAUCGAACAUCAGCUCCCCCCACCGCACACACACACACACACACACACACCAAGCUCAUUUUCUUUCUUACAUGUGGGCACUACUGGAUCGGUUGUGGUUCUGCUUCGCUCAGUGGCAAAAAUCCGUGGGCCUAUCAAAUUUCAGUUCGUAAGAGGUGAACCUUGGUGUAACAACUACCCAAGUUGCUCUCAGACACUCAAGUUACGCUAAAGGCAUUUUGUUGAAAAUGUUGGUUUUAUCUGGUAACUUACUUUAGUUUUAAACGUCCGCAGUUAACUGUCAAAUAAACCGACAAGUGGUAUUGACCUCUCUGUCUUUCUCUAUAUCUCUCUGUGGUUGUGUAUGUGUGUGAGAGAGAAACAUAGAGAAAGACUUAGAAAGAGACAGAUCUAGAAAGAGUGCACAUCCACAUUCCCACAUAAAGGCAGAGUUUGUGUCAGUGAGUGUGUGUGAGAGAGAAGAAAGAUUGAGAGAAAGAGACAAUAUGUGUGGAUGUACAAAGGCUGUGUAUGAGUGAUUGUUUUGUAAGUAUGUCUUUGAGGAAGAAAGAAUGAGAAAGAUUGAGAGAGAAUGCAUGUGUAUAACGGUUCUGAACGUUUGACUGUACGAUAAUUGAAGUCGAGAGAUGUAUUGUACGUGUGUCUGUGUUGACCCCAUUCUCAAUCACUUAUCAGCCCUAACACAAAAGCCUUGACGCUAAUUAUUGAGAUGCUGAAGGUGCCACAUUCCGGUGGCAAACGCGUUAUGAAACAAUAAAGCAGUCAGACACGGGCAACUAAUCAAUCUUUACGGUAACAACAUUUUUUUUCCUUCAGCGUAUGGAGCAGCAUGCUGACCGAAGGUCAUCAUUACAGAGGCGGUCUGUCUUUUAAUGAAUAAUAAAUAAUUCUUGACAAUCAUAAUAGCGCAGAGGCCAUUCCCCGAUGUCGUGGUCUUCAUCACAUUCGGACUACGCACCACUUUACAGUUGUCUCAAAUACAUUUUCGCUGCUCAUUUGUAAUCCAUUAUGAAUACAAGCCCCAAACCAUACAUGAAGCCCGUGCAUAAUCCUAUUUACCCUGGAAAAAGAGCCCUGCUGGCAGCCCUGGCUACUUUCCUCUCCUCUCUCUCUGUCCAUCUAACUCUCUGCUCAAGGAGCCAGAGCGGCAGAGGUGAUGGCCUGUUGGUUAUUUAAAAUGUGGCAGUUACCCAGAGAGGUCGGGUGUCAAUUCCAUUUCAGUUCCAUUAAUGCAGCAACUGCAUUAGAAAAUUACCUCCUGUACAUUGAGUGUCUCUCUCCCUCUCUCUCUUUUUCUGUUGAACCACAGCAGUUCCAAUUUGGCAACAAAACCCUCCGCUGAGUCCAUGAAUGAAAAUAAUGUGUAAUAAUACACCACGGAUACUUCUGUGAAGCGCAGCGUAUUACUUUUUUUGGCCAGUUAGUCAGCUAUGUUACAAAUUACAAAUGCCAGUAUUUUUUAGAGAAGCUGAGAGCUGAAUGGGUAGAAGUACCCAAAAAGGUAAUUGAUGGCCCUCUCUUUUGGUUUAACACUUUAACUUAUGGUUAGUAACUGAGUAGAACAGAGUAGACUGGUGUGUGUGUGUGUGUGUUUGUGUUUGCUACGGAUGUGUAUGUACAGGCAUGUGUGUUCCCUGAAGCAUGUGUUAUUUCUGUAGAAAAAGAGGACCACCCAGUGCUGUGGCUGGUGUAGGUCCCGAGGUGACACCGAACGAUCUUUGCACUUUGCCCUCUGCCAAGCAGUGAUGAUUCAUUUUCACUACGGCAGAAGUUGCUGUAUAGGGCACUUCUAAGGUUACUCCAGCCUUCAGUCCACAGCAUGAAUGCGUCCAAGGAUUCUCUGUAAUAUUGUGGAAAACACUGUAUAAAAGAUACAAGCAGUCUUUGUAUUUUUCUUGCACUGACAGAGUGCUGAGGGGCCAGCUGACCAGAGAAAGCAUUUGUGUGUGGAGUGUUAACACUGCCUGAAGAGCCCGUUACUGUUAGGCAGUCCCACAGACAUCUCAUCGCUGAAUUAAUUUAAGUGUUAAUGUCCUAUAAUUAUUGGAUUAGCUACAUGAAAGCCUUGAAAGUUGAACUCGUGAGGAUAUCUAAUGCAGUGCUUAAUGUGUAGAGUAAUUAGAGUUGCUGCCACACCACACAAAUACGCUUUGCCUCAAAUAGCUUUGACCUAACUCUAGGCCGCUGAGGCUUUUUCAAAAGAAUGCAAACACGAGAGUGUAAACUGGCCUCCUGUUCCUCUUUGGAUGGAUGUAUUUGAUUAAAUCAGGAGUGUGUGUGUGUGUGCGUGUGUGUGUUGGGGGGGGGCAUGUUCUUGUGUAUGGUAGGCCGUGUUUGGAAACAUGCUGGGUUAAUGUUUGAAUCCUGCCUCAUGUUUACUUUUCUCAGAGAGCUAGUCUAAUGAGGGAUCUCGGUGGAGCGCUGGUGUUUGCCGGACCGUGAAAUCCAAUUUUACCGUACACUACUAGAUCAUUGUCAGAUUGGGGCCAUGAAGUAGUGAUGGCGUUCGGGUCCCUCUCCGAUAACCUCCAAGGCCCAGAAAUGCAGUUGUUUCCAAGUUGUAGUCUGCCAGAUAAUUAUGGAUCUGAAUGGAAGCGUGUGAUGACCCAUGCGCGUCAGAGGGGACCUCUGUGGCGAGACUGGAGUGAGUCUUGGGACCAGGUGGGCAGCCCCACACAUGCUGAAACCAUGGGACGAGCCUGGCUCAAGAGCCCGAGACAAGAGCAGCGGACCCGGAAGACCAAGGCCAAGAUCAGAAGGAGCCGGGCUAAAGAGGGAGAGAGGGAGGCAAAAGGUUUAAGCACAGAGCUGGACAGGAAGAUGUACCCUCUGAGGGGCCGACUGGGCAUGGGCGAUCUUGGCACGCGCAACUGCUGUGUGGUGCUCACGCGGCUGGAGGAGGGCGAGGGCCAGACGGCCGCCGAGGACGGGCGCAGGAGGAGCCGAGGCAACAGGCCAAGGACUGGGGGGAAGCGCGGAAGGAGGACCAAGCCCUGCAAGUGCCGAAAGAAGGGCUGCAAAGCGUGCUGCAGGUCGCAGGUGCCUCUGCCGCCGCAACUACCAAAAAACAAACUCCCCAAACCAGAAAUACCUGCCUUAUGCUUGCUCCCGGAGCCCACCCCGGAGCCGCGGAAGCGCAGGAUGGCCUCGCUCAAUGCGGAGGCGGUUAACAGCCUGCUGUUCGACAGAGAGGACCCCAAGCAAGGGUCCAGGCACACAAAGAAGCAACAGCAGCAGCAGUGUCCUGCUUUGAAAGGGGAAUCUGCUAAUCUGGCGAAAGACCAAGCUAAGGAAGCAGGCAGCUCAAAAAGGUCAGCUCAAGGCAGAAAGAGGACGCCAGACACAGAGGGGUGUCCGAGUCCCAAAAAACACAAAAAGGCCAAGUUGGACAAGAAGGAAGUGGACCAGCUGAGUCUGGACAGCCCCACGCCGCGACGCCUGGCAGGGCUGAAUGCGGCCGCUCUCCUCAAACUCACGAGUACAUCCGCCGGAGCCAAGCGGCGCGGCAAAACAGACUGCAGGCAGGGGUGCGGAACCACUCGAAAUAAACAACAACAACAACAACAACAACAACAACAACAGGAGCAGCAGCAGCAGCAACAACACCACCACCACCACCAUCACCACCACCUCUCCCAUUCACAACAACAGCAGCACAAGUCACACCAACAGCCAUCUAUUCGUCAGCAGCAGCAGCAGCAGCAGCAGCAGCAGCAGCAGCAACAACAACAACAACAACAGCAGCAGCAGCAGCAGCAGGUACUUCAGAGGGGUUGCAGCCUGUGCAAGAAAGAGGCCUACCAGCAGGAGGCGCUGUGGGAAGGCACUGCGGGGGGCCACGGCUUUAUUCGGCCGGGCUUCCAGUGCCGGUCCAUGCUGAGCUACCCGCUGAAGCAGGUGAAAGAGGAGCAGACGGAGACGGAGGUGAACCCGUACUUCUGCUGCUCCCAGGAGCACUCGGUGGAGUACUGUCACCGGCUGGCACUCUUCCUGGACCAGAAGGCCUACCCGGAAACGGACGAGCACUCCCUCCCCUCCGUCAAAGGCUUCCUCGCGCACCCGGCGGCGCUGGCCAUCAACACCCACCCAUACCCCUGCUACUCCGGCUACUAUGUCCACAUCGCUCACCAUGGCGCCUCCUCGCCCCCCAUCAGCACCACGCCAGUCCCCUACCCGCCCUCCUCCGUGGCCCCCAUCACGCUGUGCUCUAGCGCCAGGCAGAGACCUAAGCUGAUGCCUCCAUCCUCCGUCUCCCACCCCCCAGGGAUCACGCAUCCAGCCUACUGCAGCUCCGUGGGGGCCUGCUACGGUGGCGAGCCCUGCCGCAUGGGGCCCUACGCCUACAGGACCUCGCCGCACCUCCAGGCGCCGCGCGGCUGCUCCUACAGUGCCGACUGCUCGAGCUGCAACCGCAAGAUCAAGAUGGAGGACUACCCUUACCCGCUGGAGGAGCACAGCCCCUCCAUCCCCAUCUCGCCCCCUCUGCCCCUCUCCGUCUGCCCCAUGCCCAGCGUGCCCCCCUCCCCGCAGUCCGUCCCUCACCUCCAGACGCCUCUCUCCGACUCCGGCCCCCCCCAGGGCCAGCUGCGGGUCGCCCGCGAGUGCCCUCAAAGCGCCAAGCCCCCGAGCGGCUCCCGCUCCGGGGUACGCAACGCCCCCUCCGUGGUGUGUCCGCACAGAAAGGAGAACCAGCUGGGGCCGGGCGGUGCCAGCGGGACUGCCGGCAAGCAGCAGAAGAUCACGCGUCGCCGGGCAACCAACGGAUGGCUUCCUGUCGGCGUGCCGACUGAAAAGGAGGUGUUUGUAGUGGGGGAGGAGACCGCAGUGCUGCGCAGGUGUUAUGAGGGCGUGCAGAGGGCGGGCGAGGUCAUCCAUGUCAGGGACACCGUGAUGCUGCGCUCCGGCCCCAGGAAGAAGUCCCUGCCCUUUGUGGCCAAAGUUUCCGCCUUCUGGGAGGACCCUGAAACUGGAGAGAUGAUGAUGAGCCUGUUUUGGUACUACCGCCCAGAGCACACUCAGGGGGGCCGCAAUCCCAGCAUGCACUGUGAGAAUGAGAUUUUUGCGUCUCGCCAUCAGGAUGAAAACAGUGUGGCCUGCAUUGAAGACAAGUGCUACGUGUUGACUUUAGCUCAGUACUGUAGAUAUUGUGCCUUGGCGAAGCGACACGCCGACGGUCUCCCCAAAAGUUCCCCCGUGGUGCCGCCUUCCCUGGGGUACGCCGUGCCCUCGCACCGCCGCGUGCCCGCCAACGUGGACCCGGAGCUGGUCUUCGUCUGCCGACACGUAUACGACUUCCGCUAUGGACGGCUCCUGAAGAACCUGCAGUAGCGUUGGAGAGGGGGGGGGGGGGGGCGG